Molecule: messenger RNA, 7763 nt
Organism: Dermacentor silvarum
Lineage: Eukaryota; Metazoa; Arthropoda; Arachnida; Ixodida; Ixodidae
Product: SH3 domain-binding protein 5-like
Exons: 11
Coding region: 300-1910 (536 amino acids)
Biological process (GO): intracellular signal transduction; negative regulation of protein tyrosine kinase activity
Cellular component (GO): cytoplasm
Molecular function (GO): protein kinase inhibitor activity
Source: RefSeq, a predicted model, not a curated record
UACCUCUUGCUCUUUAGGUGGGAUUUGUCUAGUGAGAGGAAUGUGUCGGCCAUGUUUAAAGGUAACAGGCACCAACGCCGCAGGCAGGCGCAUCGGCAUAUUCGCCGUGAUGGCUGUAGAAAGUCGGCAUCGUCAGCGAAAAAGUCAAAGAAAAGCAAGGAAAGCAAUAUCUAUGUGACAACAUGGACGAAUAUCUUGUUUCUUUAGAAUGCUUGUCUGUGCCUAGCUGCUGAUAGCUGUUUCCGUGUCGUGCUUGAUCGUGGCUGAACUCGUACGGAGGGACCAGCCCAAAAAUCGAUAUGUCCACCGCGUUCUCAGACGAAGGAUCUUUGCCAGAUAGCAGUGAUCAAGAUGAUCGGGAGCCCCUCGAUCAACGAGUUCAGUUUGAACUUGAACGCCUGAACACGGCCACAGAGCUUAUAAAUAAGCUGGAAAUCGAACUUGAUGAAGCAAGGUCCAAUUUUCGCCUUCUUCUGUCGGAGUCCUCACAGAAGAUUAAUCAACUUGCCAAAAAGCUGGGAAGCCAUGUGGAAAAAGCACGGCCUUAUUAUGAGGCUAGGAUGAAAGUGAAAGAGCUGGAAGACUCAGCGCGCAAAGCUUCUCUGCGGCAUGAACGGGCAUCAUUGGCUCAUUGCACUGCCCGACAAAUGGUGGCACUGGCGGAAGAAGGCCUGCGGCGUCAAGGUGCCCAGGGUUCUCUGGACCCUGUCUUUCAAGAAAUGCUCAACCAGGCUACUGUACGGGUGAACGAGGCCGAGCGUGAGCGGGUGGUGAGCCGGGCCGAGCAGGGGCGACUAUGGCACGCCUGCAAAGGCCAGCAGCAAACAGUGCUUGAUCUGCACCAGGCUCUCAAAAAGUCAAUCGUCAAGGCCAGUCUGUCAGCACGCAGAAGUUUGCUGCAACUUAACAAUUUAGCAAACCAGCAUGAACUUCAGUUGCUGCCAUACUUUGAGAUGAAGGCUCAACUAAAUGAAGCUCUUGAGGAGCAGAAAAAACGAGUCUUCCACAUGGAAGAGGAUGUCAUGCGGGUCAAGUUCUCGUACACUGAGGCUCUGCACAACUUGGAGCAAAUCAGCGACCAGAUGCACCAGGACCGCCUGCUGAGGCCACACAGCAGCAGUAGCGGCAGCAGUCUGCUCAGCAGCGAUGACUGCUGCGGCCGUGGUAACAGUGAUGAUGGCUAUGCCCACGGUGUGGGGGAUGGGUUCCCGCAGCGGCUAGUGAAAUCUUCUAGCCUUUCUAGCUCAGAGAUGCUGAAGAUAUAUGAGGAUAUCUGCUGUGAAGAGACAUAUCGAAAAUUGCCUGAGCCACGAAGAAUUCAAAGGCAUCCAGCAGGCAUUCGAAGGGCCCUUUCUGAGGGAGGCCAUCAACCUGCGAUGUGCCCAUCACCAUCGCCAGCCAGUCAGCGCAGAGGACUUGUUUCAUCACUUGUUGACCGGGUAUUCCCGACCAAGCCUUCUCAAGCACAAGUCAGGGAGGAGAAGCCUGCAAGGGUUCCACAGUCUGCUGUGCCGACAUUAAAGCAGCUAGUUGCCGCAGUGAUAGACCAGAUGUUCCCGGACACCACCCAGUGCAAUGGCAACGAAGAAAUUUUUCUUGAUCUAACUGCACCUGCUCCCAACAACAAUGGUGCCCCUGGUGUCCCCCUUGCCACCCUCGAAGACCUUUCACCAGUCAUUGCUUUUGAUAUUGAGGCAUCAUUGGCAAAAGCCGCUCGAAGGCUCACUCUGGACGGAACUUCCCAAAGGCUGCAGACUGUUGAGGAAGGCUCUGACACUGACAGCCUCCUGAGCACGGGCACCGGCGGCACUCUCGACGAUCGGCAGAUUGACUGCCUUCUGCUAGACCGUGUGCUCGAACAGGACUACCAGGAGGUGCUAAACUCCUGCAGGGACUCCUCAAAUUUGUAGGGAUGGCUUAUCUAAAGACGUGCAAAUGAAUGUUGCUAUUUAUGUAUGUUAAAGUGCGAGGUUAUCAGCGGCAUUGUACAUGGUGGACAGAGUGUGAGAAUGGUGCGUGAACGCUAUUAAGUGUGUGCUGCCAUCUUUUGUGCAGUGUAUUAGUAAAUGCUUUUGAAGCUACCGUCAGGCACAUAAAUUCAGUACAAUGUUUUUGUUGCCUACUCGUCUGUGUUAUGUUUCUAGUUUGCAGAAUAAUGAAGGGAUUGUAAGAUUACUGACAAUUACCUAGAGAGAGAUGUAGCUCUACAGUGCUGCUUCAUGCAAGGGAAUGCUGGGAAGUAGUGGCUUCUGAUUGUUUUUCUAUGAGAGCCAAAACAAAUACUAGAGCAACAGGCACUGCUGAUGUGACCAAGCCAAGCGGCAUUCUUUCUGUAAUAAUGAUUUAAUCUCUACUGAAAGUGCAAGGUGCUGCAUUUGUUACAUUAAUACAGUCAAACCUAAAUAUAAUGAACACCGAUAUAACGAAUAAUUUGAUAUAACGAAGUAAAUGUAAAAUUUAGUUGGCCAUGCUUUAUCUCCGUGGAGUGUUCUACUGCUAUAACGAAAUCGAAAAUGUGGUAUCCAACUCGGUAACAGUUAUAGCGAAGCAAAUUUUGGUUUGCAGGUGCCUUAAAAUAUAUAUCCUGUCAACAAAAAUGUCAAAUACAGUCGCUGACCGAUUUUUCAGACACUCUUUGGACUUGCACAAUUAUCUCACUUCCCUGCGCCACCUAAUCCUACAUCUAUCAUUAAAAUAAUGACAGAAAUUUCAUUUUAAUGCAUGAAUUGGUACAAUGUUUUGGGCAUAAAAGCGCGUGCGAAGCUGCAAGCACAAUUGGCCAUGAACAAAGUUGUUGUCAUGUCAAAUGGCAUGAAACCACAACUUUUGUUGCCGACUCUCGACGAAAUAGCGCUAGUUAGGCCGAGCAGCUUAAGCAGUGCAGUCGGCAGAGUGGCUUGUGACAAGCCGUCGCUGGGAAGCUAGAAUGCGGGAAGCCAACUAGAACGCCUCGCUAUCGUAUGCAGAAUCCACUUGUGUCCUGCUGAUGGUAAAAUAUAUCACAAGCUCUCAAAGAAAAAAUGGCGGCGGAUGCGCUCAUAGUUUCAAAAUGGCAGGUGAUUGGAACCAGCCGGGCACCGUUUCGAAGGAGCUGGGAUGUCGCAUUUCGUUCUUUCGAUGGCGUUUUUAAUGGGAACUUGCAUUUAGAUGUGGAAAAGUGCCAGGAGCAAAAAGGAAGGUGCUGAAAAUCCUAUUUGAGACGAACAUGGUGUCGAGUCGUAACUACCGACGCCAGCUACAGAGUCGUUUAUGUUUUCGCGUAUUGAAGGGCGAGUCCACAUAAAACGAACUACUGACACAACUACCACUUUUCGCAGAACUACAGUAUAGACCACUUAUAACGUAACCGCUUAUAGUGCAGGACUGGAUAUAGUGCGGUCUUUUCAGACUCCCGUUAAUUUUCCCAUAGCACUCCAUGUAUGCACGUAUCGCUUAAAGUGCAGUUGCGGGAAACGAAAUACCGGUUGCAGUGCGGCUGCCUGGGAGUACGGAAGUCAGCGGAGACGGCGAACGCUCCCAUCAAAAGGGCGCCCCAAGGAGUGCUCGAGGAAGAAAGAGAGACGAAGUGGAGAAGGGCACGUGGUGUGAACGAACAGGCAGUGAGGCUGAAACCAUAAUCUUGAGUGCGAGUCGUGAAAUAUCACGGCGCGCAUAGCGAGCGUGGGCCACGAAACUGCCAACGCCGGCCAACGCUCGCUUCACGAUAACGGCAAUAAACGAAACCUCAGGAGCGGGCGGCGCUGGCACAGCACAGCGAAGUGCGCACGUGGAGACCGUGGAAUGUGAGGGAGGAGGGCGGCAGGGAAGCGGAUUUCGCCUCGGCAACUCCUCCGCUUCGGUGGCUCCCCUCACCCUCCCUCAUAGCUCCCUCACUUUCGACUGUUACCGUGCGCGCCCGCCGCCGUGCAGGCGCCGCCGCUCCAGCCGGCCCGGCGCCAGCUCCCCGAAGUUUCAUUUUCUGCUGUCAUCGGGAAGUGGGCGUUUGCCGGCGCGGGCAGUUUCGUUGGCCGGCCUGGGACAGCGCCGCUGCUUCCCUCUGCGCUGUAGCCGCAGCGUGCAAGGUCAACACAUGACUAGAAAGUAGAGGAAGCAUAAAGGAGAAAGAAGGGUUCACUGCCGUUUUCUACAAGUGGCUACGGUAGUGUGGCUGAGACGUCGGCACGCACAUGCAUGUUCCGGCGCAAUGCAGAAUCGGCGACCUUGCCAUUUGAGAGAGGGUGAAAUUUCCGCCGCGUUUUUCUUUUCUUUCUUUUCUUUUUUUUUUGUUUCGGUCACGCGCGACAUCGAGAAGUCUGUCCUAAGCUUUUAAUCUAUGGCGGUGCGGGAGCAAUGCCGGUCAGAGGCGCCGCCGCGUGAUUUCGUUCGAAUUAACGAGAUUCGAUUGCAAAUUGAAUGCAAACGUUCUUGCCGCAUUCCUCGACUGUUGCAUACGCUUGGCGGCUCGGUGAACAUGUUUUGCAUAUGUGUGGGCCUUGAAAAUUGCUGCUUUGGUUAUAGUGCGGUACCGCUUAUAGUGCGGAUAUUCGUGACUCCAGCGACUUACGUUAUAGGUGGUCUACACUGUAUUCAGUUAAAAACGGGUUCGACUUCAACUGCGUAUGCAAACAAACAUUAAUGAAAAGUUUAUUAUGGAAGAGCGAAGGCGUGUUGUCAUAACUUAAUUCCAAGAAAGGUUUAUUUGUGUCUGUUAUGAGCCAAGCAGCAUUCAAAACAAGCUAAACAUUCCAUAUCUCAGCAUUCCCUUGCUGGCACAGUGCUAGUUAAGAUAACUCACUUAGACGGUGACACCACAUUUUUUCACCAAGUAGUAUUUCUGUGGCAUGGACAGAUGCAAAAUUUUGUAGUACUUAGGCAAAUUUGUAAUGUACGGUAUGCUCUCUUGUAAGAGUGAUUAUCAGUGCGCUCUUCAGAGUCUGCUAGCCUUUUGCCACGUAACCAGGCAAACAACCCGAUGGUGCACUAAGAGUGGUACUAAGUGGUUGCGAUGUGUAAUGACAUUCCUGGAGUGUAAGAGAUCUGCAGGAUUUAUAGUGCUCAAUACAAAUUCACAAGUUUGCACUGGCGAUUGGGUAGUUGUUUGUGGCUCGAAUCAUGACAGCCAUGUAGUUAGUCUUACUACAAUUGUUUAGUCGCUAUUAAAAACGAUGGGGCAUCACUACAAGUUUGCUUCUCUUGCUGGGGGAUAGCUGUUUCUGAGCUCAGCACAGCUGUCUGAACAGUACCCACCAAGCUGAUCGUUCUUAAAUGCAGUGAUAGCAGUAAUGUUUUGAUCAAUGAUGUGAGCAUUUAUUAGUGUCUGUGCAGACUGCUGGCAUCAAGAGUAGCUAGGAAUCAAGCAGCUUAUGCUCUCGUCAUGCUGACCUAAGUGACCAUGGACAUCCAAGAAACAUCCACUUAGGAUAUGAAUGUUUUGUUAUACACGGAUAUCCAUGCUGGUUAUCCAAAGGAUAUGUUCAUGGAAUAGUAUCCACUUAUGGAAGUUCACAUAGAAUUCCCAGUGGACGUACAUACAAUGGAUGCUUACAAUAAGGCUGCCGGCAUUUCGCAAAAAGAAUGUUCUGCCAUUUAACGUUCUUUCGUCAUCUCUUCCAAAAGAAAUUUAUGAGCAUUUCAAAAGAAAUUUAGAUCUGACGCAGAUCUAGAUAUUUUCAACCAUUCAUGUUCUCAUGAAUACGUACCGUAUUUACUCGAUUCUAACACGCCCUCUAUUGUAACGCGCACCUCGUGCUUUCAUACAGAAAUACAACUAUCGCUCAAGAUUUACUCCCAAUACACUAAAGUUGCGAUGAAAAAAAAAGUCCCAGCAUUGAUUGCGACAGAAAAUUAGCAGACAGCUGUACGAAGUAAGGAUAGUAGUUUUAUCGGCCGUAUAAACUUGUAAACAUUCACUGUUUAACUAAAUCGGUAGACUAAUGCCUAAGCACACAUACUACAGCACAUGGUCGAAGCUACGGGAGCUAGGCUCGAAGUGCGUAGGAGGCGGCCAUAUUGAAAUGCCGAUAUGGUAGCGCAAAUUUAGGCUCGUACUUGAUUCUAACGCGCAGGCAAUUUUUGGACCCGUUUUAUCAGAAAAAAAGGGCACGUUAGAUUCGAGUAAAUACGGUAUUCUCAUGAAGCUGAAUAGGUAAUAAAUAUUGUUCGAAAAUUAAAAAAAAAAAAAAGUGGGAAAUUAAAUGAUACCAUGUAAUCAAUGUUAAUAACAUUGCAUAUAUAUAAUGCAUUUUUACAACAGGCAAAAUUCACUAUUAUAGCUUUACACCUUUGUCUUUGCAGACAAUAUGCUUACCAUUGUAGAUCCAAGUGGAUGUCUCUCUCAAAUUUGAAGAUACCUUGCAGGUACCUAGAGUAUCCAAACAGGAUUUCCAGUGGCCGUUCAGCAAAUGUCUAUGGUUUCCUGAAGGAGCCGGUGUUAUGCCAAGAUUGUGCUGGUUGUUGAUGGAUCACAGGAGCUAUAGAAAUAAAGCAGUAAAAUUGUCUUAUUUUUCUUAGUGCAUUGCAUUUUGAGCUAUUUUGUGAAAAAAAUGUGCAACACUUUCAUUAUUGCGAAAAAUAAUAAAAAAGAUAAAUAGGAAAUGGAUGUUACAACUAUGAUAUGAUAAGCAUUUUACUGUCUACAGAUAAGAUUUUUGUUGGUGAGAAUCAUUAGAGGUGCAGAAACAGCAACAGUGUAACUUGUUGCCUCUGGUACAUCUCAAUUUCAACAGUUCUUUGUUUGACCUUCAUGAAACCCUGUUGCCACAAAAAAAAAAAAAAAAAAAUAAUAAUAAUAAUAAUAACUGGAGGAAGAGUAAUGAAUUGAGAUUGAUUCAUGGGGUUCAGUGUCCCAAAGCAAUGGUGGGGCUUUGUAAAGAAUAACACAUCUAUAAUUUGCCAAGUUGUUUACUGCUGCCCAAUUGCCACUUUUGAUGUAUGUAUAGAUUCAAAAGGUUAUUACAGUGUUAUGCAUUGCUGGUGCAAGUUGGAUAUUAUUUAGACUGGCUGAAUUGCAAGGAAGAUGCAGCUGAUGACAUACUCAGCUUUCUUUGAUUGUGUUUUAAAAGUGGCAGCUUGUUAGCACUCAUUCUCGGCAGCAAUUGUGUGCAUCUUCGUGCACUUCAGCAAAGAGACAUCGGUUGGAUAGUGCAAUUACCAUGGUGGAGCACAAGUAAACGGAAUGAUGUUCCGAUUAUUCAUUAGCUGCUUGCAAUUUUUACCUAUUUCAUACUCUUUAGCCCAAGACAUGUUUUAUACUCCAACUUCUUUGUGCAUUCCUAUGAAUGUUCCUUUCUUAUCUUGAAAGAUAUAUUAGCUGCAGUUUUAUUCUAGUCAAGAGAGUUAAAUGCACACAUAUUUAUUGUUGCAUUGCCUUCUGUAAGCAUAUUUUCAUGCAGCAUUGUGUGUUUUCCUAGAUUUAAAAAAAUAUAUAAUUAUGAGAGCAAUAUGAUUUCUCUGAUGAGCUGUUAUCUGUGGUCUUACGACAGUAUUGCCAUGCUUUACUGUAUUCCAAAUAGUUGUUUCUAUUCGCUAUUGUUCUCAGUUUGCGAAGAGGACAUAUCUCUUCCCUGCUUUUGUCCUGACAUGUAUACCUCAAAGUUAUGACUUCAAGUGGGCAAAUGAUUGGUUUCUUUCAUUUUUCUUUUGUCGGAGGGAAGUAAUAAAAGGCUUAUUACAUAUGUAUGCUACAUAUGGGAAACUCCACUGUGUGUGUUAGGUCAUGUGCAAUGAAUAAACAAAGGAAUGUAAACUCUGGAAUAAAUCAUAUCUUCUGCAUUGUUGAGUGGGUA